This is a messenger RNA of Stylophora pistillata, 1121 nucleotides long. RefSeq lists its product as uncharacterized. The record is from RefSeq and is a predicted model, not a curated record. NCBI's taxonomy places the organism in Eukaryota, Metazoa, Cnidaria, Anthozoa, Scleractinia, Pocilloporidae.
AUGUCCAAUGUCAUUGAAAGCAUCUCAACAACUUCUAUCAGUGACUGUACCUUCCAACACCAGGAACCGCUGAUCCAUAUCCUUCAUAAUGAGUGCCUUCAACUGGUGAAAAGGCUUCUGUGGCAAUUUUUGAAACCUGAAAUUGCUGAUAACAAUUCAAAGAAGCUACUUCAGUUAGAUGUGCAAAAAAGUGACCAUCAGCUGCCUGACAGCAGGAUGGAAAUUAGGGAACCAACUUGCAAAAUUCUCUCCACACUGCCACCUAGCUACCAGAAAAUUGCGCUGAAGGGAAUGAGGACUUUCCUGCAAACUAGUGCCAUCUACCUACUGAAACAUUUUCCCAUUGGAGAUACAUUUGUUAGGGACUUGACUGUCCUUCAUCCUGAGAUGCGAGAGAUUGAAGCUGGUGACCGCUGGGUUAGAAGAAUAGCGCAGAGCUUACCUCAAGUGUUCAAGGGCGAUCAAGUCCCAAUAGUGGUUGAUGAAUGGAAACUGUACGUACACCACGAGAUUCUACAAGACUGCUACAAGACACAUGACAGUGAAAGUACUCCUAUUGAUCAUUACUGGGACAAAGUAAUUCAAAUGAAAACAUUGUCAGGCACUGAGAUGUUUCCAUAUUUGAAUAAGCUUAUCAAAGCUGUGCUUACUCUUUCCCAUGGCAAUGCUGAUGUUGAGCUGAGCCUGUCAAUCAACAAGCAGGCAAUUGGAGCAAACAGAACAAUCCUAACUCAUGAGUCACUCAAUGGCAUCAGACAAGUCAAAGACGCAGUAACUGCUACAGAUGGGAAGAUCCACAUUAUGGACUUUUCCAAGGAGCUCAUAUCAUGUACUAGAAAGGCUAAUGAUAGAUACAGACAGAGACUGGAAGAGCAGAAAAAAACAAGAAGCUCAGAAGAAUGAAAGGAUUAGAAGAGAAGAAGCUGAAAAGCAUAAGAAAAUAGCAGAGGAGAAGGCAUUUGAAGAGAGAAAACGGAAACUUAAGGACUGAAAAGGAACUGCAGAAGCAGCACGAGGAAAACCAAUCGGAGCUGAAGGCUGCAGAGGCAUUGUUUAGUGAAGCCAACCAGAGAUUAGCUGAUGCAGUUAAGUCCAAAGAUUUUAAGAACAAAGUGGUUGUA